Coniophora puteana RWD-64-598 SS2 is the source of this 1680-nucleotide messenger RNA. RefSeq lists its product as uncharacterized. The record is from RefSeq and is a predicted model, not a curated record. The coding region runs from base 1 to 1680 and encodes 559 amino acids. The transcript has 6 exons. Lineage: Eukaryota; Fungi; Basidiomycota; Agaricomycetes; Boletales; Coniophoraceae.
AUGCCCAGGUUCUACCUUCCCGAUGCAAUCCCCCUCGAAUUUGUGGAUACCGACCAGGUCGACACCGUCCAGAACUUCCUGUAUCUACUCGAUAAUCGAUGGAAGCAAAUGCUCAUGCACGCAAGGAUGGACGGCAUCAACACAGUGGUUUUUGGAGAGCUAUGGAAUCGGGAAAGGGCUUCCCUGGAUGAGGUCCUCCAUUACCUGUUGAAGCCACUCUUUCCCGACGUCAUCUGGCCUCCUUACGUGGUCACUAUCUUGCAUCAGCGCAGCGCAAUAUUUGUGCCCGGUUUCGUUGAUGACCCUAAUGUGUUUGGAUUUGCCAUGCACCCUGUCCCAGUCGUUCGCAAUAUCGGCGCCGAUUGGUGGAAGAACGUCCCAUAUUCUGCCACGACUGAUGUCCCAAUGAGUGGCCCUGGCGAGGACAGAGGGGAUGUCCCCGAGUCGGCGUCGGCAGCUACGAACGCCGACGUUCGAUCAAGUACACGCAAUAGACCCGCGGACGUGGUCAUCGGCGGCGACGAGGACACCCCGACCGCGAAGCCAGCCAAGCAGAAGAAACCUGCUACGCAGGAAUCUGACGCCGAAGGUGACAUCGACGGCCCCAGUGCCCGCAAGAAGGCGAAAGCUAUGGACAAGGGAAAGAAGGCGGUGAAGGAGAAGGAUGUGACGCCGGCGAAAGAGGCACCAGCGGGGAAGGAGGGCGUGAAAGGAAAGGACGGGUCGAAGACCAAGGCAGGUAGCAAGGCUGCGGGCGGAAAAAAGGGUAAGGAAACUGCACCGCCACCCGAAGAUGACGCCGAUGAAGGAGACGCCACCGAAGCGGUUGAAGACCCUGCCGCUUCCAAGAAGAAGGCGGUAAAGCUCAAGGGCGGCAAGAAGCCCAAACCACCCGUCGACGAAUCAUCUGACGCUGGCAAGAAAGGCAAGCACACAGUUCUUCCGGUUGAAGGUCAGAACACCUGGACGCCGCCGGCUGAUGCGAGCGGCGCCUCUGCAUCGAUUGGUGGCCAGGAACUCAAUGUUGGUGCGUUCCUCAAACCAUUCCCACCCGGCACGCCGACUCUCCCUCACAUGCUCGUUGCUAGACGCUCAUUUGUGCCUUCAGAUUUACUCUUUGAUGACAUGGAGAUUGGUUCAGAGGUCGAAAUGCGGGAGUACCUGGAGCGGCAGAAGGUGUGGGCUCGUAACAUCGUCAAGAACUCGGUGACGGUCAACACUCGCUUUGAGGGCCGUCUGGCGGCACAGGACCAUCGGAUCGAUCAGUUCAUCACGCGUACAGACGCCAGGAUCGCUGGAAUGGCCAAGGACAUCGGGGCCAUUGCGAAGGCCCAGAAGAGCAUCGAGGCCUCUCUGAAAAAACUUGCCAAGCAAUCUGGCGAAUCGGCGUCAGGCCAGCGCGCGUCUUCGAACGUGUCAAAGGACUUCUCAUCGGAGAACAAGGACCCGAACCAGUCUCGCAUGAGCAUUAUGCGCCCAGAGCCAGGUGCGCCCAAGCAGUGGACUCUGACGCCUCCCGGGGAACCCAAGGCCCUUUCCUCAGAUGUUGCGCAAGAUGCGCCUUCCCAGUCCUUCCAGCAGAUUGGUGAUGACGCCGACGCCGACGAGAACCCCGUUGACGCCGAAUCUCCUCGAAGCUCGCCUCCUCCAGCUGCAGAGCCGGCGGAAGAGGAUGAGUAG